Messenger RNA from Lobosporangium transversale, 1290 nucleotides. RefSeq lists its product as hypothetical. The transcript has 5 exons. The record is from RefSeq and is a predicted model, not a curated record. NCBI's taxonomy places the organism in Eukaryota, Fungi, Mortierellomycota, Mortierellomycetes, Mortierellales, Mortierellaceae. Bases 52 to 1188 code for a protein of 378 amino acids. Gene Ontology annotation, cellular component: membrane.
AAAGCACUCAAUUCAUCGUUCUCUUAUUUUACACAUUCAACAUUGAUUCAAAUGUCAAGCAUGCUUCGAACCCUUGCCACUACAGCCCGGCUGACCAUGAAUGCCGGUAAUACCACCCUUCUCACAGCGCGCGUGGCCCCUAUAACUUCAUCCUCGUUGAUUUUGCGUAGAUCAUAUGCCACACGCUAUGGAGACGAUGGCGGAUACUCAAGCUGGGGUGGAGGGAUCUCCAACUCUCGUCGAUCUCUUCCUAUAAACACGGUCGUCAAAUUUGUACCACAACAAGAGGCGUGGAUUGUAGAGCGCAUGGGUCGAUUCUCUCGCGUCUUGGAACCUGGCCUUCAGAUUCUGAUGCCUUUUUUGGAUCGAGUCAAGUAUGUCAAAAGCUUAAAAGAGGUCGCAAUUGAAAUCCCAAGUCAGAGUGCUAUCACUCAAGAUAACGUUACAUUGGAUUUGGACGGCGUGCUUUACUUCAGAGUGGUAGACCCAUACAAAGCAUCGUAUGGUGUAGAAGAUGCCGAAUUUUCGGUUGCUCAGCUUGCUCAAACAACGAUGCGUGCGGAAAUUGGUCAGAUGACAUUGGACCGAACUUUGGCUGAAAGAGCUCAUCUCAAUGCCAAUAUCGUUGAAGCCAUCAACACAGCUGCUGCGGAUUGGGGAAUUCAAUGUCUUCGUUAUGAGAUCCGUGAUAUCCACCCACCCGCCAAAGUAGUCGAGAGCAUGCAUCAACAAGUUUCUGCCGAGCGUACCAAGCGUGCGCAGAUUUUGGAUUCUGAGGGUUCACGCCAAGCUGCCAUCAACGUUGCUGAGGGCCACAAACAAUCCACGAUCCUUCAGUCAGAGGCCGACAGGGCGGAACAAAUCAACAGAGCAACCGGUGAGGCCGAGGCGAUUUUGCUUCGUGCUCAGGCUAGUGCUGAAGGUAUCCGUCGCAUUGCCGAAGCCAUCACAAACACCCCUGGAGGCCACCAUGCCGUGUCGCUGACAGUCGCAGACAAAUAUGUGGAGGCAUUUGCUCAGCUUGCAAAGGAGACAAACACUUUGAUCCUACCUGCUAACGCCAAUGAUGCGUCCGCCAUGGUUGCACAAGCAUUGACGAUUUAUGAUGGCAUCACAAAGAAGCGUGGAAUUCCUUCAGAACAACAGCAACAACUUCCCUCGGCUCCGUCGUCUAACUCUAAUGCAUAGAUCGAAUAACGGGCUGGUUUUAAAAGCAAACAUGAAUACGAAAAUAAAAACAAAAAAAAAAGUAAUAAAAAACAAUGACAGCAAGACAUCAUUGAGUUAGAG